GGAGGACGCCAAGCAGCUGAGAGACCGGUGUGCCUCAAAAUCGAAUUCUUGGAAUUCCCCAUCGCACGGGGUCGGGAGCCCAUCACCGCAGAACAGAACAUCCACUCACUCAUCCCAGCAACGAGCCGCCCCCUCACCUCAGCAGAAGCAACAGGCACGGCAGAGCACAGCAGACACCUCAUUCCAUCCCGAGCCAUUCAUUUCAUUCAACCACUGCCCUCAAGUGCCCCGAUCUCAACAACUCGCCGCACUCGGGCAAAGAUUGCCUGCCGGAGCUGCAUCCGCUGAGGAGCACGGAUCACCUACUUGAAGAAACACCACGACACCACCAGCUCCAGCUCCAGCUCCAGCUCCAGUUCGUCACAGGAAGCUUGCAGAACUUGCAGAUCUACGGCUCCCCCUCUCACUAGCAAACGCUCAUCACUAACCUCUCGGCCCGGUCAGAAAGCUACCUGUCCGUUGUCCCGCAGCGUUCAAUCCACCGUUGUGCAUUGCUAUUGCGUACUGUAACCGAUCAAGAGCCCUCGGCCCGCUCAUUCGUGCCUGAUAGUGAGUGGAAGGGGACGGGGCCAACAACACAACACAGCUCACCUCACCCUCGACACGUCACUUCCUGUUCCCAGAGUCUCAAUCAAUAAUGACCGGUCGCCCAUAGCCUUCAACUCCCUUACUCUCACGGGCCGGCUCACUUCAACUCCCCGCACUCCCAAGGAUCCAGGGUCUCCUGCUGGCAGGGACUGGGAGGACCGCAGACGGGUUCCAUCUUCAUCACUGGCCGCCACCCCCCAACCCCUAACGAUCUGCGACUAUGCUGUGGUAUUUUCUCUACCCCUUCCGAGGGACGACGGAUACCCCCAAGCUCGCACCAGAACAUCCACUGCGGGUUGCCUUCCAACUUUAUGCAAAAUGGGCUGCAAGCCAUGUCAAGAUUGUCCUGCCGUCUUCGACGGCCUUGAUUUUCAUGUUUUUGUAUAUUUUCCCCUUCCUCUACACCACCGAUGUCACCAACAUCACCAGCGGCGUGUCCAACCUCCCACACCAUGUGUGGACUGACGCUCAGCCUCUUGAGUUGGACAUUGAGCCUGAUGUGAUAAUGCGCUCAAUUUGGGUCCACGGGAGCUAUAUGAAGGCUCUCGAGAAAGAUGUCUUACUGGGCGCACUCGAACUUCAGGAUGAGCUUUUGGGACCGACCACCAACUUCAACCCCCGCCAACCAGCAAACAGGCCCGAGAUAUCCGAGCCCGAAGUCGCCGAUGGUGACCUGACUCCCCGCCAGCGAGAUGCCUAUCAUAUCAUUAACGGCCUUACCAACCAGUCGUGGUUCUUUCACUCGCCACUCCAGUAUUGGGCCGGCUCAGCAGGUAAUAUCCAAAACGACCAGGACAUUCUCGAGACGGUCAAUGCCAGGAAAACUCAGUCGACGUCUGUCAAUGUCACCCUGCGACACUCGAUUGUGUUCAGCGGCAAGCGGUUCGAAGAGCGCCGUCUCGUCGCUGCCGACGCCCUGGUCAUCACUCUGAUUCACCUCCGGGACUCGCCGGUUGGCCGACUAUGGGUGAGAAGAGCUGAGGAGCUGGCUAAUGAGCGCAGCGAUACGUGGAAAAUCAUCCCUUCGGACGGCAGGAGCCUUUCGGAUCAGCUGUACGAGUUUCAGUUUCGACCCUUGUCGUGGCCUGAUGUGGGACUUUUGACGGUGGCCUAUUCCAUCUCGCUGUUCUACCUGUUGCUUCAUCUCAGGAAGCUUCGCGCCCUCAAAUCCAGGCUAGGGCUCAUGGUCUCGAUACUCGUUCAGAUCACCGCGUCCAUCGUGUCAAGCUUCACGGUUUGCGCCAUAUUCAAGAUUGAUCUUUCUCGGGUACCUUCGUACGCCUACCCGCUGGUGGUUCUUGCCAUCAGUCUGGAGAACUCGUUGCGGCUGAUUAACGCCGUCAUUAUGACGUCCUCCACCAUCAGCAACAGUGACAGGAUAGGGGAGGCCUUCGGAGAGACAGCACACAUCGCCAUCGCCAACCGAGUGCAAAACCUGCUGAUAUUGUUGGGUUUAUCACGGUAUUCGAACCCGGGUGUCGCCGCCUUUUGCACCUUUGUUGCGAUUGCGACCGUGUUUGACUUCAUCUACCUGUCAACAUUUUUGCUGUCUGUCCUCAGCGUCGAUGUCAGGCAAAGGGAACUGCUCGAGUUGGAGAAGGCCUUCUUGUCGCGCACCAAGUCUUCCGAAAAAGACAAAAACAAGUCAGCCUGGACGGAACUGGUCAGCCAACUCCGUGUUGGCGAAACCGCAGUGUCGACGAGGAUUGCCGGAACCAUUGUCGUCAUCUGCUUUGUGCUCACGGCACAGUCUCACUAUGCGACAGAAGGCAACCGACAGUGGCUGAGCCAACUCUUCAGCUUGCCAUGGAACAGGACCGUUAGAAGCGCUCCGAAGCCGUCGUUGCUGAUUGAUAUUCACCAGGCCAGAAGCCCGACCUCAUGGCUCCGCCUUCAAGACCACGAGACAGCUCGGGAAGUCAUCAACGUCGUCAAGCCCUGGGCUCACAGCUACGUGGCUCGCGUGUACGAUCCCAUCAUUUUCGUCUUGAAGGGCUCCGACCGCGUCCCUCGCACCCGAGAGCCCAUGUUUCUACCUGCCGUGUACGACUUUUUGCAUCACGAAGUGCCCAAUUUCGUCGUGUUAUUAAUGCUAGUGUUUGCGGCUAUACUGUUGGGUACAAAGUAUCUUCUCCGGGACGAGUAUGAAGAUUUGGGGUCGGAGCAUCCGGACGAUGAGCCGUUGAUUUCUGUCAAGUCUUUGACCAAGGGCCACAAGCUGGAUGUUGUCAUGAUGGCUGCGUCACCGGGUGGUUCGCUGGUGUCGGUUGGUCUUGAUCGCGCCAUUCAGGUUUGGGACGUGCCGAUAGGGUCCGGGCACAGGGUCGCCUCGGAUCACGAAUGCCCUUUGGAGAAUCCUUUCCCGGUGCUGAGCAUGGCCAUCGACUAUGGGUCCAAAUGGUUGGCUUUGGUGUCAUGGCAAAGGGUGUUUUUGUGGAAUCUGGAGGAACAGCAGUGGGCCGGGACGAGAGACAUUGACUUGGGCGGACAUAAGCCAGAAGCGUUGUUUUUCUGCCACAAAAGGGCGGGUACAACGCCGACGUUGGUGCUGGUGAGGAGGAACGGAAUGGGACUAGAGAUGGAACUGGAAGUCGACGAGUCGAGAGAUUUCACCAUCUGCAAAACACCACUCGUCUGGGCGGUACAGUUUCCAGAUAAAUCUCACUCAUUCAACAAUAACCACCACCCACCAAUAGCCAUCCUCACAGCCUCUCGCAAGAGCUGCGUUCACCUGGUUAGGCAGCAGGGGAACGAAUGGGUCUCGACCGAAGUCAACUUUGGCGAGCGAGAAGCCAGGGACGUCCACUGCGUCCUUCCCAUCCCGGCCUUGUCUGCGUAUUUGAUCGGGCGGUCUCGAUCAGUCGACCUCGUGGAUCUCGAGUCGUCCACCAUCCUUCGCACCUUUUCGACCGAGGUCAUGCAACCGCGGACGUUGAAGCACAUACCGCAGAUGAGGGUUCAUCAGCCAAAUCUCACGUCACUUACUUUAUCAUACGUGAGCACAGAAACGGGGGAUCUAGUCAUCCAAACUUAUCUCCCAGAAAAGGAAGACGAUAAUCUUGUAUCGUACAGCCCUUCAGAUCCGAGAAGCAGCGGCCACAGAUGGCUGGGGGAGCUCACGGAGAGGAAGAGAAGGAUUUCCAAUCCGGGCGUGUGGGAGGCUCUUCCGGGUGGGAAUAUUCUUGGGGUUAGAAGGAAGCAAAGCCCGCCGACGACGAACCGACCACGGUCGCUCUCCAACAAUAACACGGGUGGGAUGAUGAUGCGGAAGAGACGAGGGGUGGUGGGAAGUCAGCAGCAGCAGCAGCAGCAGCAGCAGCAGCAGCAGCAAGCUGCCAAUGGCGGCCACCAUCAUAAUUCGCCAGAAACGACGAGGUGGGAGGCGUGGGUGAUGAAUCAUCCGGAAAGUACAUGCGGAUUUGAGACGAGGCUGUUGGAUGAGGAAGACGGGCUGCUGAAUGAUCAGCAGCAGCUCAUGAUUUCGGAGGUUGGGCCGAUGGUCAAGUUUGGCAACAUGAGCGUUGCUGUUGCGCUGGGGAAUGUGGUCAAGGUUGUCAGCGUGGGACAUGAGCAUUUUGAUGUGGGGUGGGGGAUGGGUAUGGGGGGUUGGGGGUGGGAUGAUGAUGAUGAUGGAUUCGAAGAUGGGUUUGGCGAGUAG
Podospora bellae-mahoneyi is the source of this 4246-nucleotide messenger RNA. RefSeq lists its product as uncharacterized. The record is from RefSeq and is a predicted model, not a curated record. Gene Ontology annotation, biological process: regulation of cholesterol biosynthetic process; SREBP signaling pathway. The transcript is spliced from 3 exons. Gene Ontology annotation, cellular component: endoplasmic reticulum membrane; Golgi membrane; SREBP-SCAP complex. Gene Ontology annotation, molecular function: protein binding; sterol binding. NCBI's taxonomy places the organism in Eukaryota, Fungi, Ascomycota, Sordariomycetes, Sordariales, Podosporaceae. Bases 809 to 4246 code for a protein of 1145 amino acids.